Molecule: messenger RNA, 4117 nt
Organism: Heterobilharzia americana
Lineage: Eukaryota; Metazoa; Platyhelminthes; Trematoda; Strigeidida; Schistosomatidae
Source: the annotation of a GenBank genome assembly
GGUAUUCUGUGCUAGAAUUAACUAUGACACUCAACGUGAUAAUGUUAUGGUGAAUAGUGAAGCAACUUAGAAUUAGUAUCAGUGAAAUCAAGUAAACUCGUUCCCACUUCUUAUACUACUGUAAAUGAUAGUAAAAAUAUCGAAGUUUGAAUUUAAACAAUAAAAGGAAUACUAUUUAGUAAGCACAAAUCUGCCACUUAGUUUGGUUUGAGCGCAACAUGGGUUCCGUUUUCACCCAACAUUUGAUAUGUUGUUUCAUUGGCUUACUGUUCAUACUGAAUUCCCUUAACACUCAGAAAGAACCCAGCUGUAGCCGUGCAAAAAACUGUAAUGAGUGCAUGGGAAUACGUCCAGCGUGUUCAUGGUGUACCGCAGAUGAGUUCGAUGACACGAAAGAGGGUCCUGGAUACCGAUGUGCACCGUCAUCUAUUUUAUCAUCGCGUGGGUGUCCCAAAGAUAAUAUAGAAAAUGUGGAAUCCAUGGUUCUUGAUCAUGGAGUUCCCUAUGAGCAGGUCAGUACAAGUGAAGACAUACAACUUACACCACGAUCUCAGUCAGUAAAAAUUCGACCUGGAGGCACUAUGGUGGUCAACUUCACCUUCCAGUCAAUUUCGGAUUACCCCGUUGACCUCUACUUUCUAACUGAUCUUAGUUACACGAUGAUUGAUGAUCUGGAGACAGUUUCUCGCUUGACAAAUGACAUUGUACUAACUAUGCGUAAUGUAACAAAGAAAUUACAAAUGGGAUUCGGUGCUUUUGUGGACAAACCAGUAUUUCCUUUUGUUGUGCCCACUCCAGAAUACCUUCGAAAUCCAUGUUUGAAUGUAGGGACUAAGAAUCUUCACUGUGAUCCGCCAUUUUUAUAUAAACAUAUCCUAUCACUAACUGAUAAUUUUGAAGAAUUUCGAGAGAAGACUAAAGUAGCACGGCCUUCGGGUAAUUUAGACAGCCCAGAGGGCGGUAUGGAUGCAUUACUUCAAGUUUCUCGAUGCGGAGAAAUUAUUGGCUGGCGUGCUGGUGCUCGAAAAAUUGUACUAUUUGCUUCUGAUGGUGGCUUUCAUUUAGCUGGUGAUGGUCGAAUUGCCGGAUUAAUACGUCCUCCUCCGACCACCUGCCAACUAACGUUUCAGGCUGAUCGGUUUAAUUCGUCACUUAAAUACCUUGGUUGGCAUAAUUCUGAUCAAACUGACUAUCCUAGUGUUGGAGAGAUUGCUCAAGUUCUAACUGAAGCUGACAUCAGUGUCAUCUUUGCAGUUGACAGUAAACUACAUGGUUUGUAUACUAAACUUGCAGGAUUCUUGCCAAGUGCAGCUGUUGGCAUCCUAAGUGAUAGUUCAACAAAUAUUGUUCGCCUGUUGCGUGAUAAUUAUGAUAAAAUUGUGAACAAAGCGGAAUUAAUGGCUAUAUAUGAUGCAGAUUAUCUUGAAGUCCAGGUAUUUUCCAAGUGUAAUGGUGAAGAGGAAUUUUCGAAGAAAACGGUAUGUAAUGAUCAUCCAGUUGGUGGACAAAUCAGCUAUCAAAUAUCCGUAAAGGCUAAACGAUGUUUUCAAGAUGUCAAAAAAGUGGUCUUGAAAAUGGUUGCUUUGGAAGAUCAAGCUGUACUUGGUGUCCAAACUGCGUGUUCAUGUCCUAGCUGUGAGAAGUUACCGACGCCUAGUUCUCUAACCCCAUUCUCUUCAAGAUGUCAAUCUCGUGGACAUUUGCACUGUGGAGAAUGUAAAUGUCAGUCUGGAUAUUCUGGUGACUUUUGUGAAUGCUCAGCCGAGGCUAGUGCUGGUGGUGAUGCUGCUAUGUUGGCACAGUGUACUGAAUACGGUGUGAAAGAGCCUUGUUCAGGUCGCGGUCGCUGUGUUUGUGGGAAGUGCAAGUGCAAUUUAGCUCGUUAUGAAGGUACAUAUUGUGAAUGUGAUCGACAUGGUUGUAAACGUGCCUCAGAUGAUAAUCAAGUUUGUGGAGGACCGCAACGAGGUACUUGUCAAUGUAAUGGUACGUGUGAGUGUAAACCAGGAUAUACAGGUGAUAGAUGCGACUGUAUGGAAAGUGAAAAACAGUGUAUUGAUCCUAAUAAUCCAUCGGGUCCUAAAUGUUCUGGUCGUGGUGUAUGCGACUGUGGUCAAUGCUUCUGUAACAGUGGUUAUACUGGUCAUUUAUGCAAUGAAAUUCAAGGCGGUGAAUCGGCAUUGUGCACUGAUCGUGAUGUCGAAAAAUGUGUACUUUGCUUACGUGAUUCAUUGGUCAAAAGUUUUGAGGCAACUGAAAAGGCUAAAGGGGAAGAAAUGGAAAAAAUAAAUACUGAGGCAGAAGAAGCGUCUUUAAGAUUAAAUCAAGGUCAACCAGGGUCUAUGAUCUAUUCAUCACCAGAGUAUGCAUUGGCUGCUGGUCGAUGUGAAGCUGCAUGUAAUGGUACUGUUGUAGACACUAGUCGAGUGAAACUAGUUGAAGUCAGUGAACAAAAGGAUGAUUCAAACUUGUGUAUCAUUUAUACGGAAGAUAAUUGUCGAGUGUUUUUCACCUAUCGUUAUUCUGAUGCAAUCUAUGUGAAUCGUAAAGUUGAUUUGAACAUUAUUCGAAAAAGUGAAUGUACCAAGACGAUAAAUAUUCUAUACAUUGUCCUUGGUGUUAUUGCAGCCAUUGUACUAGGUGGUCUGAUACUCCUGUUAAUCUAUAAACUUGUCAUUACCAUUGAUGACCGACGUGAAUUGGCCAACUUUAAACAACAAGGUGAAAAUAUGCGUUGGGAAAUGGCAGAGAAUCCUAUCUUUGAGUCACCAACAACAAAUGUUCUCAAUCCAACAUUCGAAGAAAAUGGAUACUGAAAUAAGAAAAUCACGUGGAACUAACUACCAAAAUUAUCAGAGACGAUAGUAUUAUAUUAAUAUAUGAUUCUCUUUCAAGCGUAAUCUUGCAAAACUACUUUUCCAUUUCUCCAUGUUUUGUACUUGAACGGCUGCAUCUUUAAUCAUUUUAUUGUAUAAAAUGUUUUUUGGGAUCUCAUUUUACUUUUUUUUUAAAAGAAAAACUUUAUAUAUCAUGAUAUAUGUGGCACACUGUUUUUGCACUUGGUUUAACUUUCAAUUGAUACACACUUAUCUCUGAUAUAAACAAAACGGACUUAUAUGUGCCUUACCGUUUGAAUUUUGAAAAAAAGGUUAAGCGAUGAACCUACAGCUGACGUUUACUUUUGCUUAUUGACUUCACUAUCUCCUAUUUAUUUCAUAUUAAAGCAUGUUUCAUCAUUAUAUAUAUUAUUGUAUACACAGUUCUGCAUGCAUUUUGUUUGAUUUUUAGCUGCUUUUUUAUCGCAUAGCUUUUUUUUAACACUUCUGUCUGUUUUGACACUGCGCCUUGAACGCUGAACACUAAUCGUGUAUAGUUGUAUUUCUCCUCAAUUUGCCCUUCUAAAUACAACAUUCGAUUGGGGGGGGGGAGGACUUUUCCCAACAAUCCCUUUUCACAAUAUAAUGCUUCUGUUAUUGCCUCUCCAAAAUCUAUCAAAACAAACUCUUUCUAUACUUUUUAUUGUAUUUCACUACUUCUAUUGAAAUGUACUGGUUUUUUGGGCUGUUAGAAAGAGUGCUUUACUCAUUUAUGAUAAUAUAAUAGGAUGUUAAUUACAAGCGAAAUUGUCUUUUCUGUUUUAUCUGCAUGUGUGUGUAUGUGUUUGUACGCAACAAAAGAAUGAUAUACCUUAUUGUUACUUUCAGCCUAAGUCGAUUUGCGGUUCAACGUACUAAUAGAUAGUUGUGGAAACUUCCUAAAAAUCUGAAGAUGCUUUUCUCCGCGAGUUAUUUUCUGUGAAGACACUACUAGUAAUUGUAUUUUAAAGCAUCUAAAGACGGAUAAGCACUACAUUGAAUCUAAACUUCUUUCUGAACUAAACACAUUACCCUUUCUGUACCGCUUAAUACUUAACUUGCCCAACAUUGUUAAGAAACUAAACUUGUUUGAGCGUCUAUGACUCCUUAAUAUAACUAAACCUAUUCUCCAUUGACAUAUGAAGUAUUACUGUUGUGGAGAAUUUAGUAGGUCACAAAAGGCAUUAUUCCUAUCACUGAAACGAAAGUUAAUUAUUUUUUAAAACUCUAAUACGAACAACACUGACUGCAUACAAACAGUU